CUUUGAAAAACAAAAACAUAAAGUAAACAAAGAACAUGAAACAGCAUGAUUACCCAUGUCGCGCGUUAAGAUUCUGAUCUGUCCCAAAAUUUUAGUAGUCUUUUUAUAGUGUAGAGCCCUGUCCCUUACAGUAAUUGCUGACUAUCAAAAUAUAGCAAAGCAUCAAAUAAUAUGCCGCGUUUUUAGUUUUUUUUUUUGUAAUAUGUGGACGUACGUUGGGUUUGGAUGUGAGGGCCCGUUUCAGACAAACAGUUCAAAUAACGACCAAGAACAAGUGUUAUGACGAUCGACGGUGGUCAUCUGUUAUCAUCUUUUUUAGGGAUUUGGUUGAUUGGCCCUGUUUUGAUUUGUGUAGCAAGCUUAUUUGUUCUAGUUAUGUGCUUUCGGAGAGUGGAGGCAAAUGAUGUUAAACCAGAAACUUCAAUCCUUGAUCAAAAAGACUUCUUCGGGCUCCAUUGGAGUAAAUUUUCUGAUUCUGAUGCACAACAAUUUGACUGUAAUAGCAUAUAUAGUCAUAAUAACAGUUGUUCAAGGAUGUGGAUCAAGUCAAUUACAUUGUUCAAUUACAAACAGCUACAGCUACCACCAAGACUUCAGAAAGAACUAAGUUUGUUGCAAAAGUUGCAUCAUACUAACAUAAAUCCUUUAGUUGGUGCACUAUUAAAAGACCAAAAACUAUAUCUGGUGACUCCUUAUUGCCAAUUAGGAACCCUUCAGGAAUUACUCUCAAGUGUGAACAUUUCAUUUCGAAAGCCUGUGAUUACCUCUUUGAUCCAAGAUCUUAUUUGUGGUGUUACUUACAUUCACUACAGUUCCAUAAAAUGCCACGGACGAUUGAAAUCAUCGAACUGUCUCCUUAAUUCCUACUUACGACUUAAAAUAUCUGAUUUUGGAAUUAACCAGUUACGAGAGCUUACGCAAAGUGAAUCGUCUUCAACUUUAAUCGACAGGUUAUGGCUGGCUCCGGAAAUAUUGCGAAAUCAAGAUUGUGGUGCCUCUUGCGAAGCGGAUAUGUACGCCUUUGCUGUAAUUCUUCAUGAAAUCAUUCACCGGCAAGGGCCCUUCAAUGUGAACUCAACAACCACAAUUGAUGUUAGUUUAAUAUUGGAUAGAAUCCAGCAAGGACCUAAUUUAAAUACCGUUGGACACGUAGAAUAUUUUCGUCCACAAAUCAAGGAUGAUUCCAACUUGGAAUACGGCUGUCCUUCAUUUAUCCGGCGUUGCUUGGAAGACUGUUGGUCGGAAGUGCCUAGUUUGCGUCCCAAUGCCGAUUUCGUGUUUUGCCAACUUUCAGUACUGAAAAAUGAAACGUGUUCUCAAAUGGCAUAUGACACGGAUCAUGAACUAGUUGAUCUAAAGAAGGAAAAAGAGAAAAAAGCCAAAUUACUUUCAAGCAUUAUUCCCAGUCAUGCAGCUAAUCAGUUAGUGAAAGGUUUACGCGUUAAACCACAAGUUUUUGAAUCAGUGACUCUUCUUUUUACGAAUAUUGGUAACUUUCUUCAAAUUUCUGAGAUAAGCUCGCCACAUGAGCAUAUACGGUUAUUAGAUGAUAUCUAUAACAUUUUCGAUUCCGUCGUUCAAGGGUAUCACGUUUACAAAGUGGAAACCGUCAAAGACACAUAUUUUGUGGCGUCAGGACUCUUCCCACGGAAAAAUCACCACACGGUAGAAGCUGCCUUGUUGGCUCUUAAUCUUCUCAAUUCCAUUCGAGCGUACAAAGUUCCUCACAUUCCGCAUCUUGCAAUCCUGCUUCGUAUAGGGAUGCAUUUAGGUCCUGUAGCAGCAGGAGUUAUUGGAUUAGAUAAACCACGCUUUUGCCUUUUCGGAGAUACGGUGAACGUGACAUCUCGACUGAGUACAACCGGGGAGCCUUCGCAAAUUCAAAUUAGCUCCGAGUGCCAUGUAGCACUGUCGAGGAUGGGAGGCUUCAUUAUGAAGGAGCGCGGCAUCAUUUACAUCAAAGGAAAAGGUUGGCUGAAAACAUACUGGCUUCUCGGUAGGGAGCCAACAGGGGAUGUUUCGGAAAUGCUUCGGUGAUUUCUCCAAACACUUGUGAUGUUGCGCAUUAUAGAAAAUGGAUUAUCGAUUGCUCUUUUGCAUUUCGGAAAUGAUAUAUUUUCCACAUUCCAUUUAAGGGAUCAAAAUUAAUGUUCGGGAUGACAUCGAAAAUUCAUAUUUCUUUGAUUAUGUGAGGUGGGAUUGCGGUGUAAAAAGUUACCUCCCAGCUUUUUAAAAAGUGGAAUGCUUCAUUAUGUAUCGUUACUUUACCUUCGUAUUCCUGCAGUAUCAUUACAUUUACGCGUUCUUUGAUA
Molecule: messenger RNA, 2312 nt
Organism: Daphnia carinata
Lineage: Eukaryota; Metazoa; Arthropoda; Branchiopoda; Diplostraca; Daphniidae
Product: receptor-type guanylate cyclase Gyc76C-like
Exons: 12
Coding region: 280-2037 (585 amino acids)
Biological process (GO): intracellular signal transduction; receptor guanylyl cyclase signaling pathway; protein phosphorylation
Molecular function (GO): guanylate cyclase activity; ATP binding; peptide receptor activity
Source: RefSeq, a predicted model, not a curated record